This is a messenger RNA of Mus musculus (house mouse), 2408 nucleotides long. RefSeq names its product ubiquitin C (gene Ubc). The record is from RefSeq and is marked validated. NCBI's taxonomy places the organism in Eukaryota, Metazoa, Chordata, Mammalia, Rodentia, Muridae. The transcript is spliced from 2 exons. The coding region runs from base 112 to 2316 and encodes 734 amino acids. Gene Ontology annotation, cellular component: cytoplasm; mitochondrial outer membrane; nucleus.
CUCACGCGCGCUGAUCCCUCCGCGGAGUCGCCCGAGGUCACAGCCCUGCCCUCCCACACAAAGCCCCUCAAUCUCUGGACGCCACCGUGAAACAACUCCGUGAGAGAGACGAUGCAGAUCUUUGUGAAAACCUUAACUGGUAAGACCAUCACCCUGGAGGUCGAGCCCAGUGACACCAUUGAGAAUGUCAAGGCAAAGAUCCAGGACAAGGAGGGCAUCCCCCCUGACCAGCAGAGGCUGAUCUUUGCAGGCAAGCAGCUGGAAGAUGGCCGCACCCUGUCAGACUACAACAUCCAGAAAGAGUCCACCCUGCACCUGGUCCUUCGCCUCAGAGGUGGCAUGCAGAUCUUUGUGAAGACCCUGACAGGCAAGACCAUCACCCUGGAGGUCGAGCCCAGUGACACCAUAGAGAAUGUCAAGGCAAAGAUCCAGGACAAGGAGGGCAUCCCCCCUGACCAGCAGAGGCUGAUCUUUGCAGGCAAGCAGCUGGAAGAUGGCCGCACCCUGUCAGACUACAACAUCCAGAAAGAGUCCACCCUGCACCUGGUCCUUCGCCUCAGAGGUGGGAUGCAGAUCUUUGUGAAGACCCUGACAGGCAAGACCAUCACCCUGGAGGUCGAGCCCAGUGACACCAUAGAGAAUGUCAAGGCAAAGAUCCAGGACAAGGAGGGCAUCCCCCCUGACCAGCAGAGGCUGAUCUUUGCAGGCAAGCAGCUGGAAGAUGGCCGCACCCUGUCAGACUACAACAUCCAGAAAGAGUCCACCCUGCACCUGGUCCUUCGCCUCAGAGGUGGCAUGCAGAUCUUUGUGAAGACCCUGACAGGCAAGACCAUCACCCUGGAGGUCGAGCCCAGUGACACCAUUGAGAAUGUCAAGGCAAAGAUCCAGGACAAGGAGGGCAUCCCCCCUGACCAGCAGAGGCUGAUCUUUGCAGGCAAGCAGCUGGAAGAUGGCCGCACCCUGUCAGACUACAACAUCCAGAAAGAGUCCACCCUGCACUUAGUCCUUCGCCUCAGAGGUGGGAUGCAGAUCUUUGUGAAGACCCUGACAGGCAAAACCAUCACCCUGGAGGUCGAGCCCAGUGACACCAUUGAGAAUGUCAAGGCAAAGAUCCAGGACAAGGAGGGCAUCCCCCCUGACCAGCAGAGGCUGAUCUUUGCAGGCAAGCAGCUGGAAGAUGGCCGCACCCUGUCAGACUACAACAUCCAGAAAGAGUCCACCCUGCACCUGGUCCUUCGCCUCAGAGGUGGGAUGCAGAUCUUUGUGAAGACCCUGACAGGCAAGACCAUCACCCUGGAGGUCGAGCCCAGUGACACCAUAGAGAAUGUCAAGGCAAAGAUCCAGGACAAGGAGGGCAUCCCCCCUGACCAGCAGAGGCUGAUCUUUGCAGGCAAGCAGCUGGAAGAUGGCCGCACCCUGUCAGACUACAACAUCCAGAAAGAGUCCACCCUGCACCUGGUCCUUCGCCUCAGAGGUGGCAUGCAGAUCUUUGUGAAGACCCUGACAGGCAAGACCAUCACCCUGGAGGUCGAGCCCAGUGACACCAUAGAGAAUGUCAAGGCAAAGAUCCAGGACAAGGAGGGCAUCCCCCCUGACCAGCAGAGGCUGAUCUUUGCAGGCAAGCAGCUGGAAGAUGGCCGCACCCUGUCAGACUACAACAUCCAGAAAGAGUCCACCCUGCACCUGGUCCUUCGCCUCAGAGGUGGGAUGCAGAUCUUUGUGAAGACCCUGACAGGCAAGACCAUCACCCUGGAGGUCGAGCCCAGUGACACCAUAGAGAAUGUCAAGGCAAAGAUCCAGGACAAGGAGGGCAUCCCCCCUGACCAGCAGAGGCUGAUCUUUGCAGGCAAGCAGCUGGAAGAUGGCCGCACCCUGUCAGACUACAACAUCCAGAAAGAGUCCACCCUGCACCUGGUCCUUCGCCUCAGAGGUGGCAUGCAGAUCUUUGUGAAGACCCUGACAGGCAAGACCAUCACCCUGGAGGUCGAGCCCAGUGACACCAUAGAGAAUGUCAAGGCAAAGAUCCAGGACAAGGAGGGCAUCCCCCCUGACCAGCAGAGGCUGAUCUUUGCAGGCAAGCAGCUGGAAGAUGGCCGCACCCUGUCAGACUACAACAUCCAGAAAGAGUCCACCCUGCACCUGGUCCUUCGCCUCAGAGGUGGCAUGCAGAUCUUUGUGAAGACCCUGACAGGCAAGACCAUCACCCUGGACGUCGAGCCCAGUGUUACCACCAAGAAGGUCAAACAGGAAGACAGACGUACCUUCCUCACCACAGUAUCUAAAAAGAGCCCUCCUUGUGCUUGUUCUUGGGUGUGAUGGGGGAGGUGUCUUAGUUUUCCCUAUCUUUUAAGCUGUUAACAAGUUUCAUUGCACUUUGAAUAAAGUUCUUGCAUUCCAAAAAAUCUUCA